AUGCCAACCACCCCUAAGCAAAUCUUACAUGUCGUCACCAACACGGCGCAUUACGACGACCCAUCUCACCCGACCGGCUUAUGGUUAUCUGAACUUACGCACGCCUGGCACGUCUUUGAGGAGCACGGGUUCGAGCAAACCAUCACUGCGAAAGCGUGGAAGGCCGAUCCGGCACGCAUGUCACUGCUGGAGAACACUGCCAGGCCUGACCAGCUUAACUCGGCCGAUUUCGAUGCUAUCUACUUCACUGGCGGGCAUGGAGUGAUGUACGAUUUUCUCGACGACCAGGGCUUACAGCAGAUCACCCGUGAGAUCUUCGAGCGGGGUGGUAUUGUCUCCUCUGUUUGCCACGGAUACUGCGGCCUGCUGAAUACUAGACUGUCCGAUGGUUCGUACCUGGUCGCUGGGCGCAAUAUGACUGGAUUCACCUGGCGGGAGGAGGUGCUUGCUCGUGUGAACAAGCUCGUGCCCUAUAAUGCAGAAGAAGAGGUGAAGAAACGAGGCGCGAAGUAUAAAAAGGCUGUACUGCCCUUUGUUUCCUACACUGUGGUGGAUGCCAAUCUGGUGACCGGACAGAACCCGGGGUCGGCGAAGGAGACCGCGGAGAAGGUCGUCGCCGCUCUCAGCCAGCAAUGA
Molecule: messenger RNA, 636 nt
Organism: Penicillium cataractarum
Lineage: Eukaryota; Fungi; Ascomycota; Eurotiomycetes; Eurotiales; Aspergillaceae
Product: type 1 glutamine amidotransferase domain-containing protein
Exons: 2
Coding region: 1-636 (211 amino acids)
Source: RefSeq, a predicted model, not a curated record